Molecule: messenger RNA, 1467 nt
Organism: Erigeron canadensis
Lineage: Eukaryota; Viridiplantae; Streptophyta; Magnoliopsida; Asterales; Asteraceae
Product: serine/threonine-protein phosphatase PP1-like
Exons: 3
Coding region: 192-1130 (312 amino acids)
Cellular component (GO): nucleus; cytoplasm
Molecular function (GO): protein serine/threonine phosphatase activity
Source: RefSeq, a predicted model, not a curated record
UCGCCCAUUGCCAUUGGUUUUCUUGAGUGUUGACUUUCCUGGUUUUCCACAAAGUUACACAUUUUUAUGCCAUUUUUUUAAUUCUUGCCUUCCAGAACUCGAUCAUUUCCUUCAAAAUAUAUCGAUCUUGAUACAUACAUAAAUGAGAUUAUUCACAAUAUGAGCUAAUACAUACAUACAAAAUAAUAAAAAUGGAGCAAUCUGUUGUUGAUGACAUAAUUCAUAGGCUGCUUGAAGUAAGAGGGAAAGCAAGUAAGCAGUUUCAGCUGAUUGAAUCAGAGAUCAAGCAACUUUGUGUUGUUUCUAGAGAUAUCUUCUUGCAACAGCCUAACUUGUUGGAACUUGAAGCCCCCAUCAAGAUUUGUGGUGACAUUCAUGGUCAAUACCCUGACCUUCUUCGCCUUUUUGAGCACGAUGGAUUACCUCCAGAAGCCGAUUACUUAUUUCUUGGUGAUUAUGUUGACAGAGGCAAACAAAGUCUUGAAACAAUAUGCCUUUUGCUUGCCUAUAAAAUUAAGUACCCCAAUAACAUUUUCCUUUUGCGUGGAAACCACGAAUGUUCUUCUAUAAACCGUGUAUAUGGUUUCUAUGAUGAAUGCAAAAGGCGAUUUAAUGUUAAGUUAUGGAAGGUGUUUGCGGAUUGUUUCAAUUGCUUGCCUAUAUCAGCUCUGAUUAGCAAAAGGAUUUUGUGUAUGCAUGGGGGCCUCUCACCUGAGCUGAAUAGUUUGGAUCAAAUUAGAGAAAUGAUCCGGCCCACUGAUGUACCUGAUGCCGGUCUGCUUUGUGAUCUUCUUUGGUCCGAUCCGCAUAAAGAUGUCAAAGGGUGGGCCAUGAAUGAGCGAGGGGUGUCGUUUACAUUUGGUGCUGAUGUUGUUACAGAGUUUCUACUGAAACAUGACCUUGAUCUUAUUUGCCGCGCUCACCAGGUUGUAGAAGAUGGGUAUGAGUUUUUUGCAUACAAACAACUGGUAACGGUGUUUUCUGCACCUAAUUAUUGUGGGGAGUUUGAUAAUGCUGGGGCAUUUAUCAGUGUUGAUGGCGACCUAGUGUGUUCUUUUCGAAUACUUAAACCCCCAGAAAAGAAGGCACGGUCCAAGUCUAUGAUCAAUCUUUUUGGGAUGUCCGGCUAAAAUCAAGGCAAGUUUAUGCUCGCUUAUAUAAUCGAUUUGAGCUUAUGGAUUUUCAUAUCUUAAAUUUUCGCUUUAUUUGAGUCAUUACUUAUUUGUUUGAAAUAUGUUGUAGUUUCUCAGGGGUGCCAAAAGUAACAAUGUUGAUUUGGGCAUGAACAAAUGAGGCCUAGUUUUAUUAUAUUUCACUUUUUAUGAGGGUAUUCACUGUUUUGCUGUGAAUAUUAUGACACAAGAAAAGUAAUUGUUUUAGUUACAAAGCCCAACUAUGGCCCAAGUGAAUAUUGUGUUCCAAUAAUUAAUACAUUUGAAAUCAUAUAAAAGAGCCCAUUUAAGUUCA